Molecule: messenger RNA, 1000 nt
Organism: Pelobates fuscus (common spadefoot toad)
Lineage: Eukaryota; Metazoa; Chordata; Amphibia; Anura; Pelobatidae
Product: structure-specific endonuclease subunit slx1-like
Exons: 7
Coding region: 95-946 (283 amino acids)
Biological process (GO): double-strand break repair via homologous recombination
Cellular component (GO): Slx1-Slx4 complex
Molecular function (GO): crossover junction DNA endonuclease activity; 5'-flap endonuclease activity
Source: RefSeq, a predicted model, not a curated record
CUUGGUGUGCUAGGGUUGUAACCAGGGUCGCUUACAAGGUUUAUAUGUAGGAGGUCCAUGAUAUCUAGUUUGGAGGUAUUGGGUCAGUAGUGCCAUGGUUGUAGAGGUGGAGGGAUUUUAUGGCGUGUAUCUGCUGUAUUGCACUAACCCGAAAUAUAAAGCUCGGAUCUACAUCGGAUUCACAGUCAACCCAGAGCGACGCAUCCAGCAGCACAAUGGAGGCAAACAGAAAGGAGGGGCUUGGAAGACCAGUGGGAGGGGCCCAUGGGAAAUGGUGUUGAUCGUCCAUGGAUUUCCAAAUGAUAUUGCUGCUUUAAGGUUUGAGUGGGCAUGGCAGCAUCCGCAUGUGUCUCGACGCCUCUCACAUGUGCCCCGUAAGACCAAGAAGCAGUCCAGCUUUGAUUUCCACCUAUUUGUCCUCUAUCACAUGUUACGUGUGGCCCCAUGGAACCGUUUGCCCCUCACCUUGCGCUGGCUAAGACAGGAAUACCACAAGGAGCUUCCCCCCCUCCUCCAACCACCUCUGCAUAUGCCUCUGGCGUUUGGACAAGUGCGGGCUAGGCCAAUCUCUAAAGCUGUAGGAGACAAGGGCAGAUCAGCAGCGGAGAAAGGCCAGGGAGAGGGAGAAGCAGAGGAGUGUAAUGUUCUACGAGAGGUCAUCCCUCAGAGAUGUCGUGUUUGUUACCAGAAAGUGCAGGGUGAAGACGAUUCUUUACACUGCUUCCAUCCCGGCUGCUCGCUGACUGCACACAUCUUGUGUCUGGCAAAACUCUUCUUACAACAGGAGCCAGAACAUCUUAUCCCCGUGGAGGGGAUCUGCCCCAGCUGUGGCCAUUCUGUACUGUGGGGAGAUCUGAUUAGAUUCAAGAAAGGCUGCUACGGAGACUUGGAAGAGCUCUCGAACUCCCAGUCACACUGGGCAGAUGAGUUACAGAACGGCUCCUGAAAUAGACUGGUGACUCCACUACACUCCAUGCAAAGUACAAUGUGCUGCUCCCAU